AUGGGUUUCCCGCCCGAGUUCCCUCAGCCACGCUUGGUGUCUCCCGGACCCAGCUGCAUGCCGGUGGGGGUGGCGGGCCAGCCUGGCAGUCCCAGCGGCACCUCUGCUCCCAGGCCAGGCUGGCACCAGUCAGUCCUCAGAGGGACGCUCAGAGAGGGGCUGGCGGAGCGGGGCAUCAGCCUCCUCAUCCCCCCGGACGCCAUACCCCGAGGAAAGAUCUACGAGGUUUACCUCACGCUGCACAAGCCGGAGGAUGUGAGGUUGCCCCUAGCCGGCUGUCAGACCCUGCUGAGUCCUGUCGUUAGCUGCGGGCCCCCCGGGGUCCUGCUCACCCGGCCCGUCAUCCUCGCCAUGGACCACUGUGGGGAGCCCAGCCCCGACAGCUGGAGCCUGCGCCUCAAAAAGCAGUCCUGCGAAGGCAGCUGGGAGGACGUGCUGCACCUGGGCGAGGAGGCGCCCUCCCACCUCUACUACUGCCAGCUGGAGGCCGGCGCCUGCUUUGUGUUCACCGAGCAGUUGGGCCGAUUUGCCCUGGUGGGAGAGGCCCUCAGCGUGGCCGCGGCCAAGCGCCUCAAGCUGCUCCUCUUUGCCCCCGUGGCCUGCACCUCCCUCGAGUACAACAUCCGAGUCUACUGCCUGCAUGACACCCAGGACGCGCUCAAGGAGGUGGUGCAGCUGGAGAAGCAGCUGGGAGGACAGCUGAUCCAGGAGCCUCGCGUCCUGCACUUCAAGGACAGUUACCACAACUUGCGCCUGUCCAUCCACGACGUGCCCAGCUCCCUGUGGAAGAGCAAGCUCCUCGUCAGCUACCAGGAGAUCCCCUUCUAUCACAUCUGGAACGGCACACAGCAGUACCUGCGCUGCACCUUCACCUUGGAGCGCGUCAGCCCCAGCACCAGCGACCUGGCCUGCAAGGUGUGGGUGUGGCAGGUGGAGGGCGACGGGCAGAGCUUCCAAGUCAACUUCAACAUCACCAAGGACACCAGAUUCGCUGAGCUGCUGGCCUUGGAGAGUGAAGGGGGGCUUCCAGCCCUCGUGGGCCCCAGUGCCUUCAAGAUCCCCUUCCUCAUUCGCCAGAAGAUCAUUACCAGCCUGGACCCACCCUGUAGCCGGGGUGCCGACUGGCGGACUCUGGCCCAGAAACUCCACCUGGACAGCCAUCUCAGCUUCUUUGCCUCCAAGCCCAGCCCCACAGCCAUGAUCCUCAACCUGUGGGAGGCGCGGCACUUCCCCAACGGCAACCUCAGCCAGCUGGCUGCCGCAGUGGCCGGACUUGGCCAGCCAGAUGCUGGCCUCUUCACCGUGUCGGAGGCCGAGUGCUGAGGCCGGCCAGGCCCACCACGCCUACACUCU
Hippopotamus amphibius kiboko is the source of this 1353-nucleotide messenger RNA. Its product is annotated as netrin receptor UNC5A-like. Gene Ontology annotation, molecular function: protein binding; netrin receptor activity. Bases 1 to 1323 code for a protein of 440 amino acids. The transcript is spliced from 8 exons. Lineage: Eukaryota; Metazoa; Chordata; Mammalia; Artiodactyla; Hippopotamidae. The record is from RefSeq and is a predicted model, not a curated record. Gene Ontology annotation, biological process: netrin-activated signaling pathway; anterior/posterior axon guidance. Gene Ontology annotation, cellular component: membrane.